Molecule: messenger RNA, 2067 nt
Organism: Capra hircus (goat)
Lineage: Eukaryota; Metazoa; Chordata; Mammalia; Artiodactyla; Bovidae
Gene: APEX2
Product: apurinic/apyrimidinic endodeoxyribonuclease 2
Exons: 6
Coding region: 23-1675 (550 amino acids)
Biological process (GO): base-excision repair
Cellular component (GO): nucleus
Molecular function (GO): double-stranded DNA 3'-5' DNA exonuclease activity; endonuclease activity; DNA binding
Source: RefSeq, a predicted model, not a curated record
ACUCACUAGAAAGCCUGCGCAAAUGCGCGCGCGCGCGCGCGCGGGAGGCCCAGGCGUGCUGGACUUGAAAGUUUCCUGUGGUUCCCCUAGCGCCUGUGUUGGGCGCGGGCUUAAAGACAUUGUAAUUAGUUGUCGACAUGUUGCGCUUGGUGAGCUGGAACAUCAAUGGGAUCCGGAGCCCCUUGCAAGGGGUGAAAUACGAGGAGCCCAGCAGCUGCAGCGCCAUGGCCAUGGGGCGCAUUUUGGACAAGCUGGAUGCAGACAUCGUCUGUCUUCAGGAGACCAAAGGGAUGUGCUGACAGAGCCCUUGGCUAUCAUUGAGGGCUACAACUCCUAUUUCAGCUUCAGCCGCAACCGCAGUGGCUAUUCGGGUGUAGCCACUUUCUGUAAGGACAGUGCUACCCCAGUGGCUGCUGAAGAAGGCCUGAGUGGCCUGCUUUCCACUCAGAAUGGGGAUGUGGGUUGCUAUGGAAACCUGGAUGACUUCACCCAAGAGGAGCUUCGAGCUCUGGAUAGUGAGGGCCGGGCCCUCCUCACACAACACAAAAUCUGCACAUGGGAAGGGAAGGAGAAGACCUUGACCCUAAUCAACGUUUACUGCCCCCAUGCGGACCCUGGGAAGCCUGAGCGACUCACCUUUAAGAUGCGCUUCUAUCGCUUGCUGCAGAUCCGAGCAGAAGCUCUCCUGGCAGCUGGCAGCCAUGUUAUCAUUAUGGGUGAUCUGAAUACAGCCCACCGCCCCAUUGAUCACUGGGAUGCAGUCAACAUGGAAUGCUUUGAAGAGGACCCAGGGCGCAAGUGGAUGGAUGGUUUGCUCAGUAACCUGGGGUGCGAGAGUGGCUCCCACAUGGGACCCUUCAUCGAUAGCUACCGCUGCUUCCACCCAAAGCAGAAGGGGGCCUUCACCUGUUGGUCGACAGUCAGUGGUGCCCGCCAUUUGAACUAUGGCUCCCGGCUUGACUACGUGUUGGGGGAUAGGACCCUGGUCAUAGACACCUUUCAGGACUCCUUCUUGCUGCCUGAGGUGAUGGGCUCUGAUCACUGCCCUGUGGGUGCAGUCUUAAGUGUGUCCUCUGUGCCAGCAAAACAGUGCCCACCUCUGUGCACCUGCUUCCUCCCUGAGUUUGCAGGUACCCAACUCAAGAUCCUACGAUUCUUGGUUCACCUCAAACAAGAUCCUGUGUUCAAGCAAUCAGCACUACAGCCCAGCAAUCAAACACAGGUAUACAUGCGCCAAAACAAAGCCCGUGUGCGCUCAACUAGAUCCCGGUCAAGUAAAACUGUCUCUAGUAGAGGCCAAAAAAACCUGAUGAGCUACUUCCAGCCAUCCUCCAGUCGCCCCCAAACUUCUAACUUGGAUCUUCCUAGCCUGGGCACCCUGAAGACCCCAAAGACCUCAGAAGAGGACAUGAUGGCCAAUGUGGUGGAGGGGCAGGCCAAGGCUUCAGAGGCCAAGGAUGAAAAGGAGAUACGGACCUCAUUCUGGAAGUCUCUGCUGGGAGGACCCUCGCCGAUGCCCCUCUGUGGGGGACACAGGGAGCCAUGUGUAAUGCGAACUGUAAAGAAGCCAGGACCCAACCUGGGCCGCCACUUCUACAUGUGUGCCAGGCCCCAGGGUCCUCCCACUGACCCCUCUUCCCGCUGCAAUUUCUUCCUCUGGAGCAGGCCCAGCUGAACCAACGCAGGCCUAGAGAUGUCUGACAUAGUCUACCUUGUAUGGUCUGAGGCCAACUUCCUCCUAAGCUGCCUCCUCCUUCCUCAAGACCUCCUUUCUUCCUCCUCUUUCUCCUCCUCCUCUUCCACCUUCCUCAAGGAUCCUUCCCCUUUCCUCUUUUUCUUCUUCCUCCAAAGCCUCCUUUUUUCUCUUUUCUUCCUGCUUAGUUCCUCCUCAUUGGUGAGCUUCUUGUGCUUAAUGCUUGUGACCCAGUCCCCCAGCCCACUUCCCACCUUCCUCUCAGAAGUACACCGGAAGCAGUUGCCCCAGGAAGUUGUAAUUUUAAACCUCUUCUUACCUUGCCAGAAAAUGUAUCUGUGCCUAAAUAAAGUCCAUGUCUUUGUUGUAGUGCA